Xenopus tropicalis (tropical clawed frog) is the source of this 2600-nucleotide messenger RNA. It is a transcript of the gene capn2, whose product is annotated as calpain 2. Gene Ontology annotation, cellular component: cytoplasm; plasma membrane. Gene Ontology annotation, molecular function: hydrolase activity; cysteine-type endopeptidase activity; calcium ion binding. Lineage: Eukaryota; Metazoa; Chordata; Amphibia; Anura; Pipidae. The record is from RefSeq and is a predicted model, not a curated record. The coding region runs from base 216 to 2327 and encodes 703 amino acids. The transcript has 22 exons. Gene Ontology annotation, biological process: proteolysis.
GCAGAAGGGACACACCCUGGAGCUGAUGUGAAGCUGCUGCCUGAGAGGAGGCGGGGCCUGUGAGGAGGCGGAGCCUGGAGUCUCUGCGCUGCCGCUGCUCUGCCCCCUCCCUGCUGCUCCCUCACUGCUGCCUGGGUGUGCCCGCUGCUGCUACUCUGUGCCCGGGUAUAGUGUGCCAGUCUGUAUAGGAGCCUGUGGCCUCCUCCUGCGCCGAGAUGAGCGGGGUGGCUGAUAGGCUGGCCAAGGAGCGGGCACUGGCAAGUGGCCUUGGCACCAAUGAGAAGGCGCUGCCCUACCUGAGCCAGGACUAUGAGGCGCUGCGCAAUGAGUGUCUCCAGUCUGGGACCCUGUUUAAGGACCUCAGCUUCCCGGCCAUCCACUCCUCCCUGGGGUUCAAAGAGCUGGGGCAGCAUUCGGCCAAAUGCCAAGGGGUGGUAUGGAAGAGACCCAAGGACCUGUGCCCAGACCCUCAGUUCAUCGCAGGAGGAGCGACUCGCACUGAUAUCUGCCAAGGAGCCCUGGGUGACUGCUGGUUACUUGCGGCCAUUGCCUCCCUCACCCUGAAUGAGCAGAUUCUGUCCCGGGUUGUUCCAAAGGAUCAGAGCUUCCAAGAGAACUAUGCCGGAAUAUUCCACUUCCAGUUCUGGCAGUACGGUGAGUGGGUGGAUGUUGUCAUUGAUGAUCGUCUGCCAACCAAGGAUGGGAAGCUGCUUUUUGUGCAUUCAGCGGAGGGGAGUGAGUUCUGGAGCGCACUCAUGGAGAAGGCUUAUGCCAAACUGAACGGAUCCUAUGAAGCUCUCUCGGGUGGGACCACCACCGAAGGGUUUGAAGAUUUCACAGGUGGACUUGCAGAGUGGUAUGAACUGAGGAAGGCCCCACCCAAUCUGUUCAAGAUUAUCCAGAAAGCUCUGAGGACUGGAUCUCUGCUGGGCUGCUCUAUAGAUAUCACAAGUGCAGCGGAGACAGAAGCCAUCACAUUCCAGAAGCUCGUGAAGGGCCAUGCCUACUCUGUGACUGCAGCAGAAGAGGUGCAAUAUCGAGGGAACCUGGAAAAGCUGAUCAGAAUCAGAAAUCCCUGGGGGGAAGUGGAAUGGACCGGGGCCUGGAGUGACAAUUCCAGCGAGUGGAAUUCUGUGGAUCCGGAUGUGCGGGAAAAGUUGAUCAAGAGAUGUGACGAUGGAGAGUUUUGGAUGUCCUUCAAUGACUUCUUGAGAAACUAUUCAAGACUGGAGAUCUGCAAUCUGACCCCGGACACUCUGGCCUCUGACAAAUACAGUAAGUGGAGUCUGACCAAGAUGGACGGCACGUGGAGGAGAGGCUCGACAGCCGGCGGAUGCAGGAAUUUCCCAGAAACCUUCUGGAUGAACCCCCAGUAUGUGAUUAAGCUGGAAGAAGCAGAUGAUGAUCCUGAUGAUAAUGAGGAAGGCUGCACCUUUAUUGUCGGUCUGAUACAGAAGAACCGCAGGAAGCAGAGGAAGAUGGGAGAGGACAUGCACACCAUUGGCUUUGCCAUCUAUGAGGUGCCGCCACAGCUCACUGGCCAGAAGGACAUUCGCCUGAGCCGAGAUUACAUUCUAAGGAACAAGAUUCGGGAAAAAUCCGACACCUAUAUAAACCUGCGCGAGGUGCUGAACAGAUUCCGGCUGCCCCCAGGGGAGUACGUCAUUCUGCCUUCCACAUUCGAACCCCACAAAGUCGGAGACUUCUGCCUGCGGGUCUUCUCUGAAAAGAACGCCGAGUCCAAGUGCCAAGACAGAGUUCCUGAUGAUGAAAUCAAGGCUGACAUUGAUGAGGACGUCAAUGAAGAUGCCAUCGACCCCAACUUCAAAAGGAUGUUCCUGGCGCUGGCAGGAGAUGACAAAGAGAUCUCUCCGCAUGAACUCUUUAACAUCCUACAGAAGGUGAUAUCCAAGCGAGAAGACAUAAAGUCCGAUGGGUUCAGCAUAGAGACCUGUAGGACAAUUGUUGACCUGCUGGAUUCUGAUGGUACAGGGAAACUUGGCCUUAAGGAGUUCAAAAUCCUAUGGACAAAAAUACUGAAGUACCAGAAAAUAUACAGCAGCGUGGAUAGGGACCACUCCGGCACUAUUAAUUCCUAUGAGAUGCGGGGAGCCCUGGAAGCUGCAGGGAUUAAGGUGAACUCCACCAUUAAUGAGCUGCUGGUGGCUCGCUUCGCGGAUGAAGACCAUACCAUUGACUUUGAUAACUUUGUGAGAUGCCUUCUGCGCCUGGAGAUCAUGUUCAAGAUCUUCAACCAGAUGGACACUGAGAAGACCGGAGUGGUGACUCUGAAGAUGGACACUUGGCUUUCCCUGACUGUGAUCUGAGGCACCGCCGUUGCCCCGAGGAGGCCGAGAACCAUCGUCCAUCAAGGAAACACCCCGACCAAGGAUGAUGAACCCGUCUAAAACGCGUUGUUAUUGGGAAUCUGGGUGCCUUAUUUAAAAAAAAAAAAAAAAAGAAAAACCAAAAUACCGCUUUACCAUGUGGGGACCAGAGAAAUCCUAUUAAGCUCCCAUAAACACAUUAUUUUACUAUAAUAUGAAGAAGCCAUAAUACGCGGUAAUAUAGAUCCUAAUAAAAGGUGCUUUGCCAUGUUA